Messenger RNA from Pteropus alecto (black flying fox), 648 nucleotides. RefSeq names its product ribosomal protein L31 (gene RPL31). The transcript is spliced from 5 exons. Lineage: Eukaryota; Metazoa; Chordata; Mammalia; Chiroptera; Pteropodidae. Bases 139 to 516 code for a protein of 125 amino acids. The record is from RefSeq and is a predicted model, not a curated record. Gene Ontology annotation, cellular component: ribosome; cytosolic large ribosomal subunit. Gene Ontology annotation, biological process: cytoplasmic translation. Gene Ontology annotation, molecular function: structural constituent of ribosome.
CGCUGCUUUUCUUCUCCCACAAUACCUCGUGCUCGUCCUUUCCAGCUUGGUCCCGGCGGUGUGAGUAUGGGCGCUUGGUCUGACCUUCAGUAAUCUGGCUCCAUCCUCUUCCGGGAUUGCGUUCACCGAGACAGCGGGAUGGCUCCCGCGAAGAAGGGUAGCGAGAAGAAGAAGGGCCGUUCUGCCAUCAACGAGGUGGUGACCAGAGAAUAUACCAUCAACAUUCACAAGCGCAUCCAUGGAGUGGGUUUCAAGAAGCGUGCUCCUCGGGCACUCAAAGAGAUCCGGAAAUUCGCCAUGAAGGAGAUGGGGACUCCAGAUGUACGCAUCGAUACCAGGCUCAACAAGGCCGUCUGGGCCAAAGGGAUCAGGAAUGUCCCAUACCGUAUCCGGGUGCGGUUGUCCAGAAAACGUAACGAAGAUGAAGAUUCACCUAACAAGCUCUAUACAUUAGUUACCUAUGUGCCUGUCACCACUUUCAAAAAUCUACAGACAGUUAAUGUGGAUGAGAACUAACUGCUGAUUGUCGAAUAAAGAUACAAAACUGCCUUUGAGGUUUGGUUUCUCGUUUCUGGUUGCAAUGUAAUAACUGUGUAUCUUAAAGUAGUUCCCAAUUAUAGAAUCACUUGGAAAGCUUUUCCUAAGUAC